AUGUUGAACAGGGUGGCUGCUGUUGACGUUCUCACGUUCACCAUCAAACAAGGAUUGGCACAUCCUCUGCAGUCCUUCCCAGUCAUCGUUGCUCUGGAAACUUCUCCUAAUCCUGUGUUGUCGGGACGAGCGACGGCAUUGCACGGUCUGCUCCAUCAAAAGCACUCGUCUCUUCUGAAUACCCGGCAUAUCCAAAGCGCACGCGCCUCGUUCGACUACCAGCGCACAAUUGAUCCAGCCCACGUGCACGGCUACCGAGACGGGACUGCUUUGCUCGGUAGAUGGUAUGCACUUGUGCGGGAGAAACGACAGACACGACAGGAGUUCCUGAAGCUCUUGGCCAAAGUGUUCCACCCUGCGCGUGCUGACGAAGCGACGCAAGACGAAGUGGACUUUGUGCGCUAUAUGGCCGAGAACUUUGCGUCGUUCGAGUAUAAAACGCAAGAAGAGGUCAUCACGGUCAUCAAAGAUCUGACGGCCAUAUUGUCUGUCGAGGGCAUGCGUGUGCUCGAGAUUAUUUCGCCGUCCCACCUCAUUUCCCAGCUUCGGCGGAGACAUCGCGAUGGAGGUCGACCAUGGAGCCCCCCAGAGCAGAACGCCGUUGAUGCGCCCAUGUACUCCUUGUCCGAAGAAAAAUGUUCCAAAUUCGUCAUGAACAAGAAGAGCGCCGUUGGCGACAGGCCCGCGACCCCGAAGCACAGGAACGCCAUUUCUUGGGACCGUCUACCAUUCGCAACGGCCCCGAUCCUGACCUCAGACGACUGUGAAGCACAGAAGGAGAAGUUCCUUGCUGUUUGGAAUGAAGAUGGGGUGACCGCCGAACCGCAAGAUGAAUUCCAAUGA
Messenger RNA from Mycena indigotica, 843 nucleotides. RefSeq names its product Sister chromatid cohesion protein. The transcript is spliced from 6 exons. Gene Ontology annotation, biological process: establishment of mitotic sister chromatid cohesion; replication-born double-strand break repair via sister chromatid exchange; establishment of protein localization to chromatin. Gene Ontology annotation, molecular function: chromatin binding. Bases 1 to 843 code for a protein of 280 amino acids. The record is from RefSeq and is a predicted model, not a curated record. Gene Ontology annotation, cellular component: Scc2-Scc4 cohesin loading complex. NCBI's taxonomy places the organism in Eukaryota, Fungi, Basidiomycota, Agaricomycetes, Agaricales, Mycenaceae.